Messenger RNA from Tilletiopsis washingtonensis, 1346 nucleotides. RefSeq lists its product as hypothetical. The record is from RefSeq and is a predicted model, not a curated record. Bases 1 to 1308 code for a protein of 435 amino acids. Gene Ontology annotation, molecular function: glutaminyl-peptide cyclotransferase activity; zinc ion binding. The transcript has 4 exons. Lineage: Eukaryota; Fungi; Basidiomycota; Exobasidiomycetes; Entylomatales.
AUGUGUGCGGCGCCGGCCGCACGGAGGACGCCGGCGCUCGUGCGGGCGCUGCUGCUCCUCGCGCUCGCCCUCGCGGCCCUUGCGGCGGGCGUCGCAGCGCAGCGGCGGCCGCCGCUGCGGGCACGCUUCGCGCCGCUGGGCGACGUCGCGCUCAUCCCGCGCCUCCUCGACGCCGCCCCACUGCUCGACCACCGCGACUCGGCGUCGCUGCUCUCGCGCAUCCUCGUGCCGCGCGUGCCCGGCACGGCGGCCUCGCAGCGCGUGGCAGAUGCGCUGCUGGCGCCUUUCGAGGCCAGCAGCAAGUCCGGCGGCCUCGGCUGGCACAUCGAGCGGCUGCCCUUUGUGGCGCAGACGCCGCAUGGCAAGCAGAGCAUGACGAACCUCGUCGUGACGAAGAACCCGGCGUCGCCGCGGCGCCUCACGCUGGCGGCGCACUACGACUCGAAGAUCAUGCCCAAGGGCUUCAUCGGCGCCACGGACAGCGCCGCGCCGUGCGCCAUCCUCGUCGACACAGCCAUGGCGCUCGACAGGGCGCUGGACGCAGCGGAGCGCAGAUGGGCAAAGGAGGGCAGCGGCGGCGACGUGACGCUGCAGAUUGUCUUCUUCGACGGCGAAGAGGCGUACGAGCAGUGGACGCACACAGACAGCAUCUACGGCAGCAAAGACUUGGCCCAGAACUGGACUCGCUCUGCCCACUCGCCGCCGCAUGCUCCUCUCGUGGGCGCUGCCACGCUGUCGACCAGCCGCUUCUCAAUGCUGCGGCCCGCGCGGCACAUCGACACGAUCGAGCACCUGGUGCUGCUCGACCUGCUCGGUGCCAAGAGUCCGCAGAUCCCCUCGUACUUCCACCCGACCGCCUGGCUGCACGACAAGGUGAGGUCGGCGCAGCGCCGGCUGCUGGAUGCCAAGGCGUUCUGGCCGCCGAAUGAAUCGAGCCGCAGCGGCGAGGACUGGUUCAACGGCCACAGCUGGGGCGGCAUCGAGGAUGACCAUCUGCCGUUCCUGGCUGGCGGCGUGCCCGUGCUGCAUCUCAUCCCGAGUCCCUUUCCACGCGUGUGGCACACCAUGGGCGACGACGCCAGCGCGCUGGACUACGGCACCGACUACGGCUGGGCAAUGAUCAUGCGUCUCUUCGUCGCGGAGUAUCUCGGCUUGGGCCCGGACCUGGCAGCCACAGCACAGCCCUCGGUGCGCGACGCUGCCGAACAGGCGCGGCGAGCUCAGGAGGCGCAGCGCGAAGAGCAGAUCCGGGCCGGUGCCGCCAUCGACGUCGAGCCGCAAGGGCCGCGGCCAAGAGACGAGCUUUAAUCUACUUAGAUCGAAUGUCACGCGCGUGCAGAAUGGGU